This is a messenger RNA of Salvia hispanica, 1683 nucleotides long. Lineage: Eukaryota; Viridiplantae; Streptophyta; Magnoliopsida; Lamiales; Lamiaceae. The record is from RefSeq and is a predicted model, not a curated record.
AUGUCAAAGCAGCUAGAUCUUUUGACCACUCAACUGGGGAUCAUGGAGAUGAGACAACCUGGACCAGAACUGCAAGGAGGAGUUGAAGGUGUCAACUAUGUGCACCAAGGAGGGAAUAACAUGAACAUCAACAACUAUCGCCCCAACCAAGGUGGUGGUAACUAUAACAACUAUGGUAAUAAAGUGCAUCCCAAUCUCUCAUAUGAGAAUCCAAACAAUGCUCUGCAACCACUGCCAGGAUUCACAAUGUCUAAUAGGUUGAUAGAACAACAGAAAAAGCCUAAUAUUGAAGAUAUCUUGGCAGCAUUCAUGAAUCAGACUACCAAGUACAUGGAGAAAACUGACAAGUACAUGGAGAGCACUAGUCAAAGGUUGGGGAAGGUUAAAAACGACGUGCAAAGCUUGAAUGUGCAUAUGAAGAGCAUUGAUACUCAGAUUAGUCAAAUUUCUCAAGUUGUAGGUGUCCAACAUCAGCCAGGGCAAUUUCCAGCACAGACCAUAAACAAUCCCAAAGAUUGCAAGGCCAUACACUUGAGAGGUGGUAAAAGCUAUGAAGGACCUUCCAUGCCUGUAGAGGAAAAGAAGAGUAUUCCAGAGGAAGAUGUCAGAGCAGAAGAGAAUUCCAAGGGAAAGAAUAAGGUGGAAAUUCGGACCAAGAAAGACGCAGUGCCAGAAAAGCUGCCCUCUCCCCCCAUUCCUAUGACAGUUAGAGUGCCCUUCCCAUUUGCGGUGAAGAAGAAGAAGUUGGAUGAGCAAUUCUCCAAAUUUCUCGAUAUUUUUAGGAAGGUGCACAUUAAUAUACCAUUGGUGGAAGCUCUGCAAGAGAUGCCUACGUAUGCAAAGUUCCUAAAAGAUGUGCUCUCCAAGAAGAAGAAGUGGAUUGAUUAUGAGACGGUGAACAUAUCUGAAAACUGUAGUGCGAUAAUUCAAAAGAAGCUAUCUGCCAAGCUUAAAGAUCCUGGGAGUUUCAAUAUCUCAUGCGUCAUUGGAAAUGACAGACAGACAAAGGCACUGUGUGAUCUGGGGGCGAGCAUAAAUUUGAUGCCAUUAUCAUUUUUCAGAAAGAUGAAGAUCGACACUCUCAAGCCGACUACAAUCACACUACAGAUGACACAUAGAUCAGUUACCUAUCCUAAAGGAAUUGUUGAGGAUGUUCUGGUGAAGGUACACGACUUCAUAUUUCCCGUCGAUUUUGUAGUGUUGGAUAUGGAGGAAGACAUGAAUGUGCCGCUUAUCCUAGGGCGCCCAUUCCUAGCAACGGGAAAAAAAUUGAUAGAUAUAGCAAAGGGAGAGCUCACUCUUCGUAUGGGCAACAAACGACACAUUUUGUCUAUCUAUAAUGCUAUGAAGAGUCGUGAAGAUGAUGAACUUGUUAUGAAGAUGGAGUGCAAAGCUGUGUAUGUUGCGAAGGUCCAAAAGACACAAGCAAUUGAGUCCGCAUUGGGGGAUUUUUCAUUGUCACGAUGGAUGUUUGGUUCAUGUGGUGGAUCACUUUCUAAAGAAGAGACUGCACCAAAUUCUGACGUGAAGGAGAAGAAAACAAAAGCUGCAAAUUCACCCAAAGUGGAAAUCAAAAUUUGUGAUGGAGCUUUGAAAACUACUUGGUGGAAGAAGAGAUUGGCUAGAUCAUAUGCUUCCAAGAUUGAUAAAAAAUCCAACACCACCAUUUAUGGCGUGACAUGA